Messenger RNA from Helianthus annuus (common sunflower), 1570 nucleotides. Its product is annotated as protein TIFY 8. Gene Ontology annotation, biological process: regulation of defense response; regulation of jasmonic acid mediated signaling pathway; response to wounding. Bases 285 to 1349 code for a protein of 354 amino acids. The transcript has 6 exons. The record is from RefSeq and is a predicted model, not a curated record. Lineage: Eukaryota; Viridiplantae; Streptophyta; Magnoliopsida; Asterales; Asteraceae. Gene Ontology annotation, cellular component: nucleus.
GAUCAAAGUAAAGGUGUACCUUGGUAGAUCCACUUCCUCUUCCUCCUACACACAAAUUCUCAGACAAAACAUCCACACUCUAGGACAGAGCAAAACGGCAGAACAACUAGCUUUUACUCUUUAAUGCUCUCUCUCUCUCUAGAUUCUCCCCCUCUCUCUCAUCCCUUCUUAAAAGCAGGAAAAGAAAACCCUUGUUUCUCUCCAAAAGCCCCCCUUUACUUUUCUCAUUUACAGUCUCUGUGAUAUGAUGAUAACAACAACAAUAGGUGAUUUGAGAUGAGAUUAUGGCUGCUAUCUUGAUGGCUCAAAACAACAACACCAAUGCAAGUGAUGAUGUUAAACCCACUAUUUUACAUGACUUUCUUGGCCGUGGGUGUGCUCCGGUGACCAAGUUCACCGCCGGUAGUGAUGCCGCCGGUUGCUCCUCCCCUUCUGCCUCCGUCUCCGGUGGCGGUGGCCGUGGUGGUGGGCCGGUUUCCACCGCUUCUGAUCUGGGCUCCGAAAGGCAGGUUGGGACAUUUUAUGAAGGGGUGCCUUUCUUUGGUCAUAAAACCGAUGUUUCGGGUUCCAAGAUUCGGUAUUCGGGGAGUAAACGCAGCCACUCCGAUUCGGGUUUCAUGCCGCCUUCAAGAUUAGAAGGUAUCCCCCAACCGCGACCAGAUUUACCCGAAACGUCACAUUUAAUGAAGAUGCUUAGAAACGUGGGGUCGGAGCGGCCCAGAUGGCCCCACGAAGACGAACCGUUCAUGGGCGUGCACCAAACGAGGCCAACGUCGUCAUCUCAUGUGGUGCAACCUGCGAACGCAUCUAAAUGGGAACGCACGAUUCCUGUGAACGUUGGGCCUGUACUGCAGUAUCCACCUCGUGCCGGUCCUUACGGUUACCAACCGGUUUCAAACAGAUUCAAAGAUUCCAACGCGGGUCCCCCUUUAAUUUCCCAGUUGGCUGCUGAUGAAGGAUCUAGAACCGGAAUCAAAGGGUCUGGGAUUUUGAGCGCGGUUAAUGCUAGUGGUUCAGUGGCGGAACCGAGCAGUAGUAAACUAAAGUCUUUGAUUAGUAACAUCGAGCCUAACGCUUCAACUCCACCUUCUCGUCAAGGAUCGGCAUCGGUUAGUCGCCAGAUGACCAUAUUUUACGGCGGUCAAGCUCACGUGUUUGACGAUGUUCACCCGAACAAGGCAGAUGUAAUCAUGGCCCUAGCUGGGUCAAAUGGAGGAUCAUGGUCAACGAGUUUCUUACCAAAUUCAUCUCUAAAACCGUCCGGUGGUGAGGCUAUUGUGUUGAAUGGAGGACAGGGUAACAUUUCAAUGAAAGAUGCAAGAGAUCAAAAGAGUGAAGAGAAACAGUGAAGAACGAUUCGGAAACUCUUUCAAAGGUAUUUCAUCACUAAACAAAUGAUUGUUGUUUUGGGGAGUUGGAUUAUGGUGUAGUUUAGCUAUAAUAUCGGGUUAUCUACGUUGUAUUUUGAAUGCCAAAACGAUUCAGUUUAAUCUAAAAUCGUUUCUAAACUUGUAUUAGCGGACUGUAUUUGAUAAAAGAAGUUAGCGAUAACAAGAUAGAUCGGGGAAUA